Bipolaris victoriae FI3 is the source of this 729-nucleotide messenger RNA. RefSeq lists its product as hypothetical. Lineage: Eukaryota; Fungi; Ascomycota; Dothideomycetes; Pleosporales; Pleosporaceae. The coding region runs from base 1 to 729 and encodes 242 amino acids. The transcript has 2 exons. The record is from RefSeq and is a predicted model, not a curated record.
AUGGCUCGUCACCAACGCCCAAUUGAUGGUCCCGCCGACUACCCAGUCGGUGACAAACGCGAGCAAACCGGUCUCUUGACGCGCUUCGUGCCCGACAGAUUGAAGACGACGGCGCUGUACCGCUGGAUCUUACGCUUCACCCGCCUUCUACAGUUCAUAUCGUCCGUCAUUUCUCUGGGCAUCUUCAGCCAGCGCAUAUACAAGGUCUACCGCCUGGUUAACAGCAUCAAGACCCGGCGCGGCGUCAACGGCGCAUACGGUGCUGUUGAAGGCAUCCUCGCCGCCGCUGUGCUGUACACGCUCAUCACCGUCCUUCUAUCAUGCAUCAAGAAAUCUGCCAACCCCGGAGGAAGGAAGCUACGAUGGUUCUGGGUUCUUCUCGAUCUACUGUUUGUUGGAGCGUUCAUUGCAGUCGCAGUGCUGACCCGUCCAAAUGGCGGCCGCGCUGGCGCCAGGCACUGCUAUAGCCCUAGGCGUCUAGUCGGUGGUGAUAGCUCGAGCACCAUCACCGGUGAGACGGCAAACAGACGCGAUGAUUCUUGCAACCUACCUUGGGGCACAUUCAUCUUGGCCAUCAUCAGCACGCUUCUUCACGCAAUCACCGCUGCAUUCCACGAGAUCAAGGACUACCGUCACAAGAACAGGCUUGACCACGAGAAGAACCUCCAGAGCCAGUAUGCCGCUGGUCAGCCUGGUGCACCUGCCAGUUCGCAUGACGCUCGUUAUUAA